Molecule: messenger RNA, 5408 nt
Organism: Oncorhynchus gorbuscha (pink salmon)
Lineage: Eukaryota; Metazoa; Chordata; Actinopteri; Salmoniformes; Salmonidae
Product: cingulin-like protein 1
Exons: 21
Coding region: 1579-5178 (1199 amino acids)
Cellular component (GO): myosin complex
Source: RefSeq, a predicted model, not a curated record
GAAGUAAAAAUGCUUGUAUGGAUGUCAACCCCAAUACAUGUUCAUGUCAUCAAUCAACUGCAUUACAGGUAAAAACUACUUUGACGACCACCUCUGAUUUCUGUAUGCUGGUGUGUGUGUGUGCCAAUCCAGCGUCCUUCUAUCCCCCACGGUCUUCAUUCCAAUGACCUCUUCACCCUUCUAUCCCCAUUACCUCCCUGAUCUCUUUCCAGGAGUUCAAACUCAUUUUUGUGUCUUAGAAAUCCCUAGACAAGGUAUCAUAAUUAUGUUGUUUUAUUUGUUAACUUGUUCUGAUAGCCUGUCGUCAAAAGUUCUCCAUGUUUGUUGUCAAGGAAGUAAAUUUGUGUUUAUACAGGAUGUACCCCCCCACCUACCAUCAACCAAUCAUGUCAAUCCGGAGCUAUAUGGAGCUAUACGGAUCCCUUCGCAUUGUUACCAAUUUGGGAGGCGCACGGCAUUGCCAUACGGAGCUCGAUUUGGCCUCAUCGAGCCUCCAGAGGCACUGCAGAUCAAGCUUAAAUUGGCUUUAGGCUGAAACAAGGCUUAAAACUAAUUUAUGCUUGCUCCAGCAAUAUGAGCUGGAGGCCCCGUAUGACGCAAUGGCGGUGGCUCUGGAGGCCAACUCGAUCUCCGUACUGCAUCUCCGUGCACCUUGACGAAAGGUGAGGGCUGGAUGUCCUGCAUAAACACAAACUCACUUCCUUGACAACUUCCUUCACAACAGCUCUACUCUGCACCACGAAGUGAUGUAUGGCCACGGCAGAUGUCGGGUUGACCAUGCAGAGCCUUUUAGUUGUAUGUACAUGCUUGUGUUUAGGCAGAGUCAGAGUUUUUAGAGCUAAGUGCACUUUUUGGCUAGGCUACAGAUGGAUUAAUACUUAAUUGUUCCGUUUUUUUUAAUAGAAAAUAUUGAUUACUUUUUACUAACUUGCUGUAGUUGAUAUUUUCUACAAUUACUAAUAUCUAAAUAUCUGAAUUACAGAUUUAAAAUUUGAAACAAAAAAAUGAUUUUUUUUUCCAGAAAUAUUUGUCAUAUAUUUUACCAUAUUUUACCAGACAUUGUAAAUAAUGAUACCCUAAACAAGCCACGGCUUAUUGUAUAUUGGAGAAUUCCAUAAUGGGGGAUGUCUGUAAAACCCAUACCUUCAGGUAUGUACAGUUAUGUUGAUGAGUGUCACCUAUGUCAUCUACAGGAAAUGUAAACCAUAAAACUAUUUCUUAUUUUUCCCUACAAUUUUCAUUCUCAGAAAAGACAUCCGGUAUGUAUUAUUCGAGGAGUUAAUGAUCAUAAUGAUGAUGAUGAUGAUGAUGAACACACGCGCAAUUUCUUGAAUAGCUGGACAAUUCCGCUAGGGGGAACGCAUACUCGUGAAUAGAGACUGGAAUGGGGAGGGGGAAUCCCGAACGCCAAUAAAACAGCUCCCGCAACACUGGCACUUCAGCCAGGGCACUACUUUUAACAGAACUGCGCGAAUUUAGCUGUGAACCUCUUCAGUUCUGAGGGAGGUCCUCGAUUCAUUCAGGACUAGUGUGGACCCAGCAAACACACAACGUUGUCUUAACGUUGACUCUCUAUAAAUGGAGUCUCACAGACACGGAGUGAGUGGCUCUUCUCCAGACUUCAGUAGAAUACAACAGGGCUACAACAUGCAGCAGCCUAGGCCUGGUCCCAGAGGCAGCCCUCGACCUCACAGCGACAGCAGCAGCAUGUUCGGGGUUAGGGUACAAGUUCAGGGAAUUGAGGGUCUUCCUUACGUUGUGUUGAACGGGGAUAGUAGAGCAGCUCUGCCAUCUGGUGGCCUGGAGAGCUACAGCAGGAACUGGGACCACCAGGAUGUGUUUGUCAAUGCCCACAGCCAGUCUGAGUACACCUUCAUGGUGAAUGAUGGGCGAUCUUCAUUCGGUACUCCCAAUGUGGAGCGCAAACCUCCCAACCACCAGAGGGAGUAUGCUCGUGGAGGUGCUCUGACUGAGGUUAAGGAAUCACAGAGGAUUCCGCUGGCGUCCGCUGCGUUCAUGUUCGACUUCCAGGAGUCACAGAGGACCGUGCCGACAUCUAACACGGUGUUGAACUUCCAGAGACACCCAGAGCUGCUGAAACCCUACAACCCAGACAGGAACAGCCUCAGCCCCGUCCUAGCCUCCACCCGAAGACUUUCUGUUCCGCCCAAUCAGACAGCCUCUGUACCUAGGCCGGGACAUCUCACCACAUCUCUCCAGAGUGGGGCAGAGGCCACCUUGAUCCAGGCAGCAGGGUCUAGACCAGGAGCAGCCAGGAUCCCUCUGACUGCUGGGGGUGUAGAGUGGGCCCCCACCCCUGUCUCGGCCACCAGCCAAACCCAAUGCCCAGGCCCUGCCCCUGUCUCAGCCCCCACCCAGACCCAAUGCCCAGGCCCUGCCCCUGUCUCGGCCCCAGCGCCCCACCACUCUUUGACUACCUUACUAAGCCCCCCAAACGAGGUCACCAACAUCCCCAGAAGAUCCCCAAACUCAGUGGACACAGAGCCCAUCUCCUCCAUAGGUAGCCUGAUCAACCAGUUCGACAGCCCCCAACAGAUGGGUCGAGCUGGGCCUAGGAGAGGGAGGAUAGCCCCUGAGGACCGGAGGAGAUCACGUAGCGUGGACAGCAGACAACAGUGUCACUCAUACCCAUUGGACCCCUCCAGCCCUGCCUCGGUCAUCGGAGGGGCCAGGGGAGACACUCCAGGCGGAUCCACCAGCGCCCCAGGGUCACCUAAGGUGAGAGGGGCCAACGGACCCUCCACCGUGAUGUUUAAUAGACUACAGUGGGAGGAGAAGGAGCCUAGCGGGAGGUCAUCCAGAGCGGUGAAUGUGCUGUACGGAGUGGAGGAGACCUCCAUGACCAGAUCCAGGUGUCUCAACCACACGGAGGAGGAGUCAGAGAGAGACAUUCAGAUCAUCACUCCAGAUCUUCUGGGAGGUCAGAGGGGUCAGCACGAGGUCUCAAUUGAACCACAACCAAAUGAAGAAACCGCCAAAAAGAUACUGUUCACUUACCUCAAUGAUGGGACUACUGACAAAACCUCAAUCACUGAGAAGAAGGUGAACCUGGUGUUUGACAGAAUCAACCAACUGAAGUGGAAGACUGCAGAGAACGUGGAGGAGGAGAUCAGGGACUAUGCUGCGAAGGCCAAGGAGGCGAAGGAGCUUCAGAUGACAGGAGCAGAGCUGGAGAGAGAGGUGUCACAGCUGAAGACACAGCUGGAGCAUAAGACCAUGAGUGGUCGGAGUCUGGCGGAGGUGUGUUACAAGGCCCAGACAGACAUGAAGACUAUUCAGGAGGAACUGGACAGGAGACAGGAAGAACUCUCUACGCUGCGGGAUAGGCUGGCUCAGAUGGAGGCGGAGCUCGAUGUCGCCAUAGAGGAGCUAGUCCGGGUGAAGACUGAGAGAGAGCAGGGCCGUACAGAGAUGAAGGACCUUCAGCAGCAGCUGUCUGAGAUGCACGAUGAGCUGGACCAGGCUAAGAACACAACACAGGCAGACGGCAAAGAGAAACAGCUCCUUCUAACGGAUCUGGCCCAGCUGCGUUUGGACUUCCAGGGGCUCAUUCAAGUGCAGGAGGAUCAGGAGGAGGUGCUACACUGGAGGGAGAGGGAGCUGACUGCCUUGAAGGGAGCCCUGAAUGAGGAGGUGGAGAGUCAUGACAAGGAGCUGGGCAUUAUGAAGGAGGUGCGCGACAAGGAGGUGCAGAAGCUCCGAGAGGAAGUUGAGGAGGUGAAAGAGAGUAACACAAUGCUGGGCCAGGAGAAGAGGGAGAUGGAGGAGGAGAGAGGGGAGACACGGGGCCAGGUGAAUCAGCUGAUGCAGGAGAGGGAGGAACUGAGGGGACAGGUGGAGGAACUGGAGAGUAGGGUGGAGCAGCUUAACCUCGUCAUCAAGGACUCCAAAACCCUGCAGAGACAGCUGGUGAAAUGCAUAGAGCAACUCAAGAGGGAGAAACGGCAGGUUGAGGAGACUCUAGAGGAGGUGAGGGAGAAGGAAGAGGAAAUGUCCCAGGCAAACAAAGCCCUUCUCGUACGUCUGGAGAAUGUACAGAGUGAGAUGACCCAGCUGAACCACCAGCACAGGGAGAUGAAGGAGAGGCUGAAGGAGGAGACGAGAAGAACAGAGGAGUUGAAGAGGAUGAAGAGUGAUCUGGACGAGGAGAGGAGACUGCAGAACAGCACUGUGGAGGAACUGCAGAAGGAGAUGAGUACUAUAGUAGAGGGCUGUGAGGUGUCCACUGAGAAGCUCCAGCUCCAGGUUGAUGAAGUCCGAGAGAAGAGCCACUCCGCGCUGUCUGAGCUCCAACAACAGCUGCAGGAAAAGGGAGUGGAGUUGGAGAAAUCCCGACAGACUACCAGAAAACUGCAGGAAGAGCUGCUUCCCCUGGAGCAGGGUCUGGAGCAGGGUCGUAUGGAGUGGGAGGAGGCCCAGCAGAGAGGCAGACAGCUGGAGAGGAAGGUGGAGGAGCUGGAGGAGAGGAACGCACACGCCCACGAGGACCACGCCCGACAGCUCAAACUCAUGGAGGGUGAGGUGAGCCAUCUGGAGCGUGAUCUGAGUGAGGAGAGGAACAGUGCAGAUCUCCUGAUGGACAGAGUGGACCAAUGGAAACAACAGAUGGAGCUGAUAAGAGUUGAGCUGCUGCAGGAGAGUGCAGUCAAACAGGACCUGGAGUGUGAAAAGAUCACUCUGGAGAGACAGAAUAAGGAUCUGAAGAGCAGGGUGUCUCAUCUCGAGGGCUCCCAGAGAUCCAACCAGGAUGUUGUGGUCUCCAGGCUGGAGGGAAGGGUCCAGGAGCUGGAGGGGAGGCUGGAGGGAGAGGAAAGAGACAACAUGAACCUGCAACAAGCCAACAGGAAACUAGAGAGAAAAGUGAAGGAGAUGACGAUACAGGUGGACGAUGAGCACAUAUCUAUGCAGAACCAGAAUGACCAGUUGAACCAGAGGCUGAAGAGUGUGAAGAGACAGAUGGAUGGGGCUGAGGAGGAGAUAGAGCGACUGGAAAACUCUAAGAGGAAGUUACAGAGAGAUCUGGAUGAACGGAUAGAGACCAAUGACCAGGUCCUCAGCCAGCUCAACACCCUGCGCUCAGAGAUGAGGCGUAAGCAACAGAAAUCAGCACCGCUCCAGAUGAUCCUUAAGGGUGUGGAUGAUGUCAACACUGACUGACUGACUUCUAGUAAUGCACUGACUACAGCGUGGUGGGGAAAAAAGGGUUGGUAAAGCACUGUGAGGACUUGGGAAUGAAAAGUACGACAGAAGUUUCUCAUUAACGAAAUUUCACCUGUACAACUCAACUGUGGGCUCACCUGGUGAUUUCAUAACCUUUUGCUCUAGACUGACCUCUAGUGGGUAUUCUAUAACUCCAGAAUUCCAUGGAGUUCCAGAAGAAAGAUCAC